Messenger RNA from Hyalella azteca, 9179 nucleotides. RefSeq names its product telomere-associated protein RIF1. Gene Ontology annotation, cellular component: nucleus. Gene Ontology annotation, biological process: telomere maintenance. NCBI's taxonomy places the organism in Eukaryota, Metazoa, Arthropoda, Malacostraca, Amphipoda, Hyalellidae. The transcript has 20 exons. The coding region runs from base 220 to 8649 and encodes 2809 amino acids. The record is from RefSeq and is a predicted model, not a curated record.
GUUUGAUUUUAAAUUCUUUCAACUGUUUUCCAAAUUCCUCUACGAUGUUGUUAUUUCAACUAUAAUAUUUAGGUAAAUCCCACUCACUCAUUCGUCAGGAAAAAUGUGUCAAUAAGGUUUUUACAGUUGACUUUUAUUCCCUGCGGACUGCAAUCACCAUCGGAACGCAUGAUCAACUCGUGAUUGAGAUGCAUUUUAAUAGCAAUAGACAACCUUAAGAUGAAAGAAAGUGAAAAAUUGAAUGCCAGUCCAGCCCCUGAGGCUGACAGCACUGGAACUGUACCUUCUGAUGCAGAGCUGCUCCAGGUCCUGCUCCAUGGAACUCCAGCAGAAAGACUGGAUGUGCAGUCAGCUAUUGUCAGGAGAGCUUCAACUGCAGGCACAGUGGAAUUUGACUGGUCAAUUGUGGAAGAAAAAGAUAUGGUACAAAUAUUUGCAUCCCUGCAAAAAGAUAUGACAGGACCAAAGAGCUCUUCUGAAGUUCUUCAUAAUUCUGUGUCUAUUGCAAGUCUCAUAAUGAGCCGUUCUUACAUAGUUGAUUUGUUGCCUUUGUCAUAUCAUGAUGAAAUGGCUAAAACUCUCAUACAAGUCGUCAAGAAAGAAAACGAUAAGAAAAUUGUGUCCCGUGUCCUAUGGGGAUUUGCAAAAGAAAAGUAUCCCAUUGCUGUUUAUCAUAAACAUUGUGAUGAACUGAUUGAUAUAAUUGUGGAUGCUCUGAACGAAAAACAAUCUCUUGUAAUUGUGACAGAAGGACUCAAGGUAUUACUUAUUCUACUGAAGACUUCCAGUCGGAUGGUAGUAGAUAGAGCUGUUGACUUCUAUUCUGAAAUUUUCCCUCAGCUCUUCCAUGGCAACACUCAGGUACGCAGGCUUUCUCUUAAAUGCACGCAAGCAUUGCUUGAUCAGCCUGACUCAGUGGAAGUGCUCAGUGCUGUUGUAAAGAAAGCUGUUCCUGAAAUCAAAGCUUCUUACUCCAAGGUCCUUUGCACAUUGAUGGAUGAUGGUCAGUGUGCCUUAGAGUCUCUUAUUAUAUGGCAAGUCUGUGUCAAGCUGCUUGGCCGGCAGCUGCACAGUGGAACAACUCUCAUCAAUUCUUUGUUGUCAGUGAUAGAACGUGGCUUCAAAAGUCCUGAAAGCCUUGUCAGAAUAGAGGCUUUCCAGUCUUGGUCAUGUCUGAUAGAUAAUUUUAGACUUGAAAAGUCAGUUCUGUGUAGCAACAAACGUUUGCGUCUUCUCAUGGCUCCUUUCCUGGCCAAUAAUGCCAAGAAUGAAGAAAUUGCUGAUGCUAAAUUAACUUCAUGGUGGCAUUUAUUGUGUUCUGUGGAUUCUCACAUUGUUGAAAAUAAUUUUGAUAUGCUUGUUGUGCCACUGUUGCAGCUUUGCUUCAAAGCUCCUAUUGUCUCAACAUCGCCUAAAAGUGCUAGCCUUGUAGCAAAGCAUCUGAGCUCAACUUCUAGUGUUGCCACAUCUUUUUCCAAGAAAAUGCACCUCAAAUUAGUCCACGUUCUUUUCUACCUUCUUAAAAGGGAGAAUGCAAAUUCCCUUCUUCCACCUGAUGGUGGCUUGGAACCAUUGCUGCGACCAGUAAUGUCAGCAACUCAUUAUAGCAAGCACCACAGUUUGAUCAACACCAGUUUCCAUGAAGUCUUGCAUGUCAUAGUAAAGCUGAAGUGCGAUUCCAUGUUACUGGGGGAAAUUUCCGAAUCAUUAAUUUCACUUUUAGGUGAGCAACUGAAAAACCCAAACUCUCGUGAAGGUGCUGAAUCUCUUAAAGGAUUGUAUGACAUUUUGAAGAGCUGUUCUAUUGAAUGUUGUGCUGAAGCUCCAGACCAGAAUGAGGAAGUGGCCAAGGCAUUGAACUCUACCUUGUUGCAAGUGAUAAACUCGAUGGUCAGUGGGGGAUCAGCUUUCCCUCUUGCUGUCCUCUCAUCAAGACACUAUCAUGUUGGUGGAGCAGGAGUCAACCUCAUGAGAGGAACGUUGGCCUCAAGUCUUCUAGAUUUCUUGUUUUUGCCCUCAGUGUUCUGCCGCGCAGCAUCUUCUGACUGUUACUUUGCGUUGCUCGAGAAUCUAUUUGCAAGCUACCAAACAGACGGCUUGUCCCGACUAGCAUUCAUUGAAGGUGCAAGCUCGGGUCUCGCUGGCUGCCUCUCUACCGCCGCCAUAAGUCUCGCCUCUGCCGAGUUGACAGGCAAAGAUUCCUGUCACUUUGGCAGUCCUUCGCAAACUGCAGACGUUGCAUCAAAAAUUUGGAUCAUCAUAGCAAAGGCUCUGCAGGCGUCUAUUGAAGAAACUGGAACAAUUGACAAUGGAGAUGGAAGUGAGCACGACUUCAGCAGUGUGUACAGCGUGCUGCUGCUGCCUCUGCAGCACACAUCUACUCUACUCUCGGACUUGCAGCAAGUUCAACUGAAGGCAUUGCUGGAUCAGUGGUGCGGUGUGUAUCGCUGCUUCGCCCGGCUUGCUCAUCUGUCUCUUGCGCCACCAAACUGCACAGCUCAGCACAUUUCCAAACUUCUGUCGGAGACGUUGCAGCGUCUCUCUGGUCCCCCGGACCUGCACGGCAAUGUUCUGGUCUUUUUUUGUGGCCUGGCAGCGUGUUGUGCUUCUGUCUUCUGCUACUCUAAACUCAUCACGUCUGUACGAGAUGGGCCCGGUGGUCGCAAGAAGGCACACAAUCUACAAGAACUGGAGGGGCUAACCGCUGUUGUGGUGGAGUUGUCGGCGCGCGUACUGCGUAUGGUCGGCCAGCAAAGACAAGCUACUGCUCGCCACCUCACUGCAGCUCUCAGCGCUCUGCUGGGCGGCCCCAAGCAAGCUAAACUCAUCGUCGCCCUGCUUGUUGCUCUCCUCGGUACCUUCACUGACAUUGUUGCGGUUAAUCCAAGCGUGCGGUACGGACAUGAGAUCGCGCUGGAGAUCAUCAAGGCGUUCGAGAUGUACUGCACUCUCAUCGAGGAACACCGAGUCCUGAGCUCCGCUGAUGCUUCGAAAGUGGUACCUCUGGUACAGAAAGCAUUGGAAUCAACACACACGGCCAUAGUCCAGAAAAUAUUUAGGCUGUGGAACAACAGCGACAAGAAGGCGCUCCCUGAAAAUCUGGUGGCAGAGACUAACAAGAUCGCCGCUCGCCAGAACUUGUCCCUACCCACGAGAGUUUCUGAAAGCCUGUUGCCUCAAUCAAGAGCUGCUGAUGUUGGAUCUCCCGCUACCACGCCUAAAGGGAAGAGGCAUUCAGCAAUCGCUUCUUUUGGGAAGCCGUCGCCUAAAGUCUAUUCUCCAGCAAGAAAAAUGGCGGCUCCAUCUGCCCGCCUCAACACGCUCAUAGAAAAGAAGUCUACUGCUAUAUUACCCUUGGAUGAUGAUGAUGUGGAAUUCGUGGCAAUCAACUCUCCUGUAGGAGGGCGUAAGCGCAUCUUGACGCCCCACCAGCGCGAGAAGCUGCAGGAACGGCGCUGCGACAUCCCGGCGCUCUACAGCGACCUGUCGCAGCAAGCCUCACAGUCCUUCCUCGACCCUACAUUCAACAGUUCAAGCAAGGAUAAUGAAUCACAGAGCUGCUUUGCUACUGAAGAGCGUGACUCCACGAAAAAUACAUUGGAAACAGAGGCAAAGAAAGAAGAAACAACGGUUGACCAGCCGAAAGAGAUUGCUCCCGUGGAAGAUCCUAAGAAUCUACCUACUUCUUCUGGAAUAAAUUUACUUGAGAUUUUUAGCAAGCUUGAGGAUAAGGAAACUUCUUUGCCAACAGAAGAUAAAAAGAAGUUAUCUACGUUGAAAAAUGGUAAUUCUGCGUUGUCUGAAACGGAAAGAAUCGACAAUGUUGGCUCUAUAAUUAACAGGAGCUCCAACGAGAGUGAAAUAAGGAAUGGGUGUGAAAACUCCGAUUCCGAUGACGAAAUUCCUGACUCUCAAGCUGGGGAGAUUGAUGACCAAAUAAAAAGAAAGAGCAUUUUCAGCGGCUUAGCCAGCCAGGCAUUGGGAAGCUUCAGGUGCAGUCCAAAAAUCACGUCCAGCAUCGACGGAGUGGAACCUCUUGUUCCUGGCAGCACUCGGACUUCGCAGCGCAAGUCGAUCAAAUCCUCGGACGAACAUGCAACUCUAACCAGAUAUUCCUCUAAAUCUAUCACUCCAAAUAAACUUCUUGAUGACCGUAAGGAUUCUGUGAACGAUGAAUUGCCGCCACCAACUGACAACAGUGAGGUAAAUGAAGUUGAAAAUAUUGAUGCAUGUACAUCCUCUCGUGAUUUGAGUGUUCAAAUACAGAGCAAGGUCUGCCCAUUAAACCUACGUUCAACGCCUUCAAAAUUGAAGGACAUUCCCUGUGAGAAGAAAGCUACACCUAGUAAAAUAACGCGAUCUGGUCGGAAAAUAGUGCCGCCCAAGAAAGAUAUGCCAGAGCCGAUGACUCCUCCGGGUCUUACAUCGUGCAGUAAGAAAUAUGCUGUUGUAAAGAUGGGACCUCUUGCUCCAUCUACCUCGGCGAAAACUGUUGGGGCUACGCUCGAUGUAUCUGCCGAUAAUGAAAAAUCAGAUGAAGCCAAUACUGCUCAGCAAACAAGAAGCUUAAAAAGUCAUGACGACAACAGUCUGAAGAAGUCUGUACCCGUGAAAAACAUUCAAAAGAAAAUAACUGAUGUGUUUGCGAGCUUGAGUGAUCGGAAAGCUGCAAGUCCUUCAACUGAUUCUCGAGUGAUUAGUGAAGUGGAAAAUGGGAAAGAACUCACUCUUACGACAGAAACUAGGAACCCCAAAAGCUAUUCCCGCAGAUCUGUAGCCAGUGCGUCUGAGGUCGCCUUUGCAGAACUUACUCAACAUCAGGAUGUUGGAGGUAAAAGUUCUGCAAUAGACCCCAAAAACAAGACAAAUUGUUCCAAGCCAAACAACGAGCUUCAAACUAAACCUGUUCCGACAGCCAUUUUGAUAGAUGAAAUGCAUUCUGGGCUGGCAAAUGAAAAAUCUAAUGAUAAUGAUGUCCUAUCGGAGGCAUCAUUGAACAAUGACAAGAAUCAGGAUCCAGAGGUUAUUAACGCAACUAGUGUCCCGUCUGAAGUAAUUGAUGCAUUUGCUCUCGAAGAGCGGAUAAAACCAAGUCAUGAAGUUGAAGAGCAGGUAAGGGAAAAAUUAAUUGAUGAUGAGGAAAUUAACUCUGAAAUGAUUGAGAGAUCAAAUGACUCUGAUCGUCCUGUUACAUCUGACAACCAAAGUUCUGCUAGUGCCUCCGCAAGUAGAACGAGAAGUAAACGAGUGAGAAAAUCCGUUAAUGAAUUGCAGAAUUCUCUAGCUGUAAGAAGUAAACGGGGACGCUUAGUAAAGCCGAUAGAAAGUUCUGACCAAGGUUAUGGAGUUCAGUCGGAAGAAUCUUCGUCUGUGCUUGACUCUGAUGAUGAAACCCUCUCUAGUAAACGACUCAAGUCCGGAGACAAAAUUGACGCAACGAUCUCGAGCAUAAAAGAAAUUUCAGUGCCUAAACUUUCUCGUGACGACUCUACGUCCGUCAUUUUAGGUAAAUCUCCCGAUAAAAAUCCAACUAUCACGGAGGCAUCUUGUGAUAACCCCUCAAGUAAUUCAGAUUCGUCAUCGUUCCUGUCAUCUUCGAUGGAAACGUCAGACAAAGACUCGAGUCAGAGUUCAUUGGUUUGUGAUGCUGCAGUCGAGAACCCUGUUCUCACAAAAAGCACCAGUGAAGAAAACGAUAUGAGCGCUUCUAAUAUCCAGCCGGCAGUCGGCAAGCGUGGAAGUAAGCGUCUUCGAAUGCAUGAAAAUACUAACGAUGAUUCCCCAGCAAAACGAAGAAAUACUCGCAGUCUAACUGACUCAGUCAAAAACACUGUAGGAGUAAAUGAUCAAAACAAACUGAGAAGUUCAAGAUCUCGUGGCUCUCACCGAAGUACCCGUGCUAACAGCGCUAGGUCGGAGCCCAGUGAUGAGAGUGACAACGCAUUUGAUAACGAAAAAAUUAACGCAUCUCGUAAGAAAGUUCCAGAGUCUCAGGAAAUAGGUGACAUUUCUAAGCCUAGUGAGACAUUUGUGAGCGAGCAAAAAUCCAACAUUACUCCCAAGGAAAAGGAUGUUGAUCACGAAUUAUUCCGAGAACAAGGAGCCAUAAUCAAUUUGAAUAGUCAUCAAUCUUCGGCAGGUGGCAAAGAAACAUUAGAAGAAUCUAUGGAACUUUGUGUACAGGAGGGAGAGGGUCCUGCGUCAACAGAGAAAGACCUACGGAAACUAGAUUCAUCUACUCAAAAAACCUCGGAGUGCAAAUUGGGCGAAGAGGCUUCAACAUCUGACGAGAGAACGACUGGCAAGGACCACAACAUCAACGCCUUUGUAGAAACCAAGCUUACGGAGUUGGAAUCUCCAAUGCUGCACUCUAGUGACGGUGACAUUCCUAAAGAUAAUACUGAAGAAUGUUCAAUUGCCACAAAUUAUACUAAGUCACAAACGGAUGAACCAAGCGCAGAGUUACGAGUGGAGCCACAAAAUACCUUAGAUUGUCACGUGGCUACUGCUGAGACAGAAGUCGAUGCGGAUAAACCUAUUGAUCCUCCUACAUCAGUCAAACCUGAUGACAGAAGUUCACCGGAUGCUCUGGAGCUCAUAAAUUCAGCUUCAAAGACAUUACCAGCAUCACCGAGUUCCGUCACUCGGACCAACAAGCGGUGCAGGUCCACUGAAGUGACAAGCGAGAGGCGCCGUAAUGUUAACGUUCGUUCACUGAGCGGCGGGUCGCGGUCUCGGGCGGCACUGAUGGUCGCUUGUGCCCAGCGUAAUAGACACGCUUCUUCUCCCGUCACUUCUGCAACACCUGCUAGGAAAAUGAUCAUCGGCUCAUCGUCAGAUGAAUGUUCGCCUCCUAUUCGUGACCUGUCUGAGGCGGUCCACACAUCUGCCCAGUUCACACCUCCCACCGGCAAGAGACUGCAGCUCACUGUCACGCCGCACAGCGAACGUCUGUGGCCGCGGCACAGACCUUCACCCGCGGCGUCGCCUGGUGGCAGCAUCCUCAAGAAACCUCUCACAGAUUCCGGGACGAAAGGCCGGCGUGUGAGCUUCGCCGACCCGCCUGUGUCAGACAGCGUUGUGAUCCACAAGGACGAGUCCAGGGACCACAGCAGCAGUCCGCGCGUCUCAGAGGCCCCCACCAACGAGAGCAAAGUGCCGCUGAGUGUGCGAGCUCAGAAACGCUUGGAUAUGAGCCGCGCUGCCUCCUUAUCUGCUGUUGUUCAAAUCGGGCCUUCCAAACUUACCAAAAUCGUUCACCCUUCAACCUUACCACAACUGCCUUCUCAAAAAUCCUUGGCGCUGCUGGUGGAGAACGGCGGUGACACCAAGCUUGAUGAGGAAGAAGAAGACGACGACCUGUCAGCGAUGAGCUGCAGUCAGGGCAUCUACAGCAGCCUUGCUGGAUGCUCAGCGCCUCUAGCAUGUCUCCUGCCAUACCUCACCAGCCCCUCCCUCAUCUGCUCCCUUGAGGCGGUGCUGCGACACCGCGGCCUCACGAGCGUAGGACACGUCGCCAGCCUGACGGAGGGCGACCUUACCUCCCUGCCCAUCAAGCCCCCCAAGCUCCAGAACACCGUCGCCGCUCUCAAGCUCUUCGAGCAGAAUGCCAGUGUUGAAAGUGGCAAAGUGCUGCUGGAGGAGCCGGCAGAACGUCCAGAGAGGGAGUCGAGCGAGUCUGAACUUUGGGGGCUCACAGGAGAGGGGCCUUCUGCUGCAGCAAUGGCUGUUGAAGAUCCUGUUACUGAGAACGAGGAUAAUACACUUGGAAAAUUGAAUGAAACUUCCACUCUGAAUAAGGAGUAUGUACCUACAAGAGACGGAGUUGAAAUAACAUCUCGUUCUAGCGAUGAAUCUGCCACUCACAAUUAUGGUGAUUCAGCCAUCAGAGAUGAUCAAGUCGAUGAUCAAGAAUUAAAUAGUGAAAAAUCAUUUGGUGUUGAUCCAACUACUGACCCUAUUAUUACUUUGAGUGAUAGACAGUCGAGGGAAGAGGAUGUUGUCCUCUCUAAUAGCGAAACUGGUCCCUUAGUGGAUUCGAAUAUGGAAACUGAAGAGACGAGUGAUAAAAUGGAAAAUAAAGUGGUCACAAUGGAUAUGGAUUCUGAGGAUGAUGCAAUGCUGUCGGGAACUGAAACUGUCCAUGUUGAUUCAACUGCCUUAGCUGAGACCCAGGGUGAAAACAGCGAUAAAGAGAAUUCAUCUCCUGAGCGAAAAUCAUCUCAAAAUGAAACAUCUUCUGACAGUAGUCUGGGGCGAAGUGCAGUGUCGGUUUCCAAGUGGCGAGACCCCGUCUCGUUGGCGCGUCAGGACCGCAGUGAGGGACCGAGGCAGGUGCUUGCAGAGCUCCCCAUCGGUCUCGACGUCCCGUCUGACGAAGAGAACGAGGAGGCCUCGCCUGACCUCAACGAGGACGUAACUCAAGACUCGUCUGCUGGAACCAUCGCCGAAAGUACUCCAAUUAAUAAUUCAGGUGCUACGACGCCCAUUGCGACUCCAAGCUCUGACCUCAGCGAAGAACAGCUGGUAUCUUGGAUGCGCGCUCUACCUCCUGAGAGAAAGAAGGCAGCACUGGCUGCCGUCCUGUCAACGCUCGAAUAUUCUGAAGUAUUAGAAUCGUUCUUUCACUAUUUGCGACAACGAGAAUAGCUGACCAACUUCAGUGCCCGAUCGCGCGCGGAUGAUUGCGUAGGUUAAGCGUUAUUUUUCUAGCUUUGUACUCCUGUGGUGACUGUUGUUGUCACGCUAUUAACUCCAAUUAUUGAACAAUUGUUCGCACAAUAACGUAGCUUUAGUUUCGUAUUACUAUCCUUAAUUUAUAGUUUCUUUCUCAUUCAUUUACUGCAAUCUUUGCAUAAUGUACUCGUACAUUAAUUAAUCUUAACAUGCUCUGACUGAUUUGAUAUUGAAUUGCAAAUAGGAAAUGCAGUUGCCAAUAACCAUAAUCUAUUCUUUCUCGUCUAAUUGUUUUGAAUUUAUUAUUAUUUUUUUCAAUAUUGAAGCGUACAUAUCAGGAUGAUAUUCAAUGCUCGUUAAAUUUAAUUAUUAUGGAGGCGUAGCUGUGUGUGGUGUAGCAUUGAUACAUUUUUUCGUUUAACAAAUGGAAAUUCGUUACUGUUUUAUUACGUAGAAACUGUAAUAAAAGUACAGAUCAAAUUAGUACAUAUCAAUAGAUCUUC